GCAAGUUCUCUAAACCAUUUGUAUAGAGUGUAGAAAUAUGUAAGCGAAUUCGACAGGAAUUUAGGUCAGUCAAGUACACUUCUCUGCUCAGCACUAAAUCAAUCGAUAAUGCUAAUUUCUGGGAUAACCCGCAUAUUUUUAACGCCCAACAUGAGGGUGGAUCUUGCUAUAUAAAAGCCAUCAAUUGUGAAGAAGGAGCCAGGUGAAGCUUGAGCCGCAUCAGCAUGAGAUUCCUUACUGUUCUGGCUGCUUCGGUUUUGGUGGCUCUUGUGGCCAUCAGCCAAGCCGACGACAGUCCAGGAUUCUUCCUGAAGAUUACUAAGAACGUGCCGCGGCUGGGAAAGCGAGGGGAAAGUUUUGCCAUGAAAAACCUAAAGACCAUUCCCCGCAUAGGACGAAGUGAGCAGAGCGCGGUGACUCCUCUGCUGGCCUGGCUCUGGGAACUGGAUACAACUCCCAAUAAGCGACGUCUGCCUGCUGGGGAACCUUUAGCAAAGGAACACGAACUGAACGUGGUGCAGCCCGUCAACUCCAACACCCUCCUAGAGCUGCUUGACAACAACGCCAUUCCGAGUGAGCAGGUGAAAUUUGUCCACUGGAAAGAUUUUGAUCGUGCCCUCCAGGCCGAUGGAGACCUCUAUAGCAAGGUUAUCCAAUUGGGCCGCCGACCGGAUCAGCACCUAAAGCAGACCCUAAGCUUUAACAACUUUGUGCCCAUCUUUGGGGAAGACCAGAGCCCGGCAUUCAUGAGUUACAAGAAUGACCAGGAUCAGGACCUCUACGGCGGCGGCAGUCGCUACGAUCGCAACUUCCUGAGGUACAACACGCUGUAAGGAGAAGUCCCAACGGAAUUUCCGAGCCUAAUUCGAAAUAGAGCUACUGAGGCUUGAUAGCAAGCAUCUUUUAUACGAAUAUCAAAUUAUGAUUAAAACUUAAAGAGCUCUUAAAUACGCUAUAAAUAUAAAUAUAUCCCGAUCCUUAAGAAAGGUCAAAGCAA
Molecule: messenger RNA, 997 nt
Organism: Drosophila eugracilis
Lineage: Eukaryota; Metazoa; Arthropoda; Insecta; Diptera; Drosophilidae
Gene: ETH
Exons: 2
Coding region: 225-833 (202 amino acids)
Source: RefSeq, a predicted model, not a curated record